Messenger RNA from Penicillium canescens, 1098 nucleotides. RefSeq lists its product as uncharacterized. The record is from RefSeq and is a predicted model, not a curated record. Bases 1 to 1098 code for a protein of 365 amino acids. Lineage: Eukaryota; Fungi; Ascomycota; Eurotiomycetes; Eurotiales; Aspergillaceae. The transcript is spliced from 5 exons.
AUGGUGCGUCUGAAUCCACGCGCUCCGGCGCUGAUCGCCUGGAGUUUAAUAUUACUCUUUAUUGCUGCCGGUGCGGUGAUUUUGAGGGUGAUUUCUACACGAAGGCGGCAUCGGCAGUUCAAAAGCCAUGAUUAUCUCGUAUUCUUCUCACUGGCUGCCUUGACUGGAUAUGUGAUAGACGUACUGACUGGGGCGAUCAUCGGCGGCUAUGGCGGACACACAUCGAUAAUGGCUUCUCACCACCCAGAACAGUUGAUAAGUGCCUUAAAGACAUUCUGGGCAUCGGAAUGGUUUUGGGCUACAGCAACAGCCUCCUUUCGACUCGCCAUUCUGCUGCUAUAUAUUGAGAUCUUCCCCAACAGUCCAGUCUUCUUCUGGACAGCAAUGGGAGUGGGAGGCUUGGUCUUCCUAUACUGGGUGGCCUCCAUUUUGACAAUUGCUCUGCUGUGCCGCCCGGUCGCUUACAACUGGGAUCGCACUAUUGCAGGUGUUUGCGGGGAUGUGAUCAAGACCGAGUACGCCUCUGCAGGAUUCAACAUGGGGAUCGACCUAGGAGUCGUGCUGCUGCCUCUGCCAAUCGUAUGGCGGUUGCAUAUGUCAAGUCGCAAGAAGACCGGUGUGACUGCGUCGUUUGCACUGGGAGUACUAACGGCUGGUAUCAAUCUGGGCCGCAUUAUACAGACCAAGCUCUGUCCAACCGACGAUAUCAUCUACUGCGCUAGAGACAGUUCAAUCUUUGUCAUUGCCGAGAUGACUGCAGGAAUAUUGGUGGCCUGUGUGCCAACCUUGGGUCCUUUGAUCUUCCGUGGGCGCCGUGUGCCUUCGGCGCGACCGCACGACUUGCCCACCAUCGGGUCUGCUCGCACCCGUCCACGCCGCCAUCUGGCCAAGUUUGAUUCCCUCCUCUCGACCCUUGAUCGCAGCCACGACGAGGAGAGGAACAUGGCAUGGAAUGAAAUUGGGGAUACCGGGGCACCCACAGCGCAUGCAGUUGCUGGGCCUGGACACAAAGGAGCAGAUGGAGGCAUCUUGGUGACGCGCGAUUUGGACGUGCGUAGUCUGAAUCCGCCCCCUACCCCUAAAGUGGACGCCGUUUGA